AUGUCUGCUGAGUACUCUGGAACUUGGUCUGGGAGACCUGAGGGCGGGGCCGGGAGCAGGCCCCGGGCUGUGGGGAGGGUACGUUUCCCGCGGGCGCGCGGAGUGAGGACGGUGACAGCCACGCGCGCGCAUACGCGCCCGACUGCAGCGCGGCCCCGCGACCCUAGUCUGCCGCUGAGAGGCGCGCAGAGUCUGGGCCGCUGCCGUCUAGGGUUCCCGGCCCGAGGCGUCCCCGGCAUCUCCGGCCUGAAUCCCGGAGUGCCAGGUCGCGCCUGCACCGACGGUCCCGGCUCCCGUGCCCUCCCAGGAGCCGUCAGGGCCCGCCCCCCAACUCCGCUUUCCGCCCGGGCAGGGUCCUCGCGGCCCAUGCUGGCCGCUGGGGACCCGCGCAGCCCAGACCGUUCCCGGGCCGGCCAGCCGGCCACCAUGGUGGCCCUGAGGCCUGUGCAGCAACUCCAGGGGGGCUAAAGGGCUCAGAGUG
This is a messenger RNA of Rhinopithecus roxellana (golden snub-nosed monkey), 481 nucleotides long. RefSeq lists its product as uncharacterized. The record is from RefSeq and is a predicted model, not a curated record. NCBI's taxonomy places the organism in Eukaryota, Metazoa, Chordata, Mammalia, Primates, Cercopithecidae. The coding region runs from base 1 to 468 and encodes 155 amino acids. The transcript has 2 exons.